AGCUGAAUAUCGGCCCAAAGACGCUUGUCAGCGAUCCGGCGUGCGGUUUCUCAGGCCGAGUGACGACGGCGUGAGCGUGAAGGACGACACCCCGGAAGGAUGGUCUUUGAAGUGGAGCUACAGGUCAGAGUGAAGCCAGGACAACCCCCCAGGCCCGUGGUGUUGGAGAUGCACCCUGAGUGGGCACCGGUGGGUGUUGAGCGCUUCAAGCAGCUCGUUGAGUCGGGUUUCUAUAGCAAUGCACGCUUCCAUCGUGUGAUCCCGGACUUCAUCGCGCAGGUGGGCAUUGCUGCGGACCCAGCUGUCUAUGCCAAGUGGGGGAACAGCCCCAUCAAGGACGAUGCUGUGAAGGAGAGCAACAAGCGCGGAACGGUCAGCUUCGCCAUGAGGGGUCCUGAUACCAGAAGUUGUCAGAUCUUCUUCAACUACAAGGACAAUCGCGAUUUGGACGCGCAGGGCUUUUCACCCAUCGCAGUCGUCAAGGAGGGUCUGGAGGUCAUUGACGAACUGGUGGUCCCCUCAGGGAAGGGGCCCGACCAGCCCACGCUGAAGGAGCAGGGCAAUGCGUAUUUGGAUAAGGCCUUUCCAGAGCUGAGUGAAAUUGUGGAAGCCAAAGUGCUGUGAUUGGUUCAGCUGACUGAAUCCAUUGAAGCCUGGAAGUGCCCAAGUAUGUGAUUUACUAUUUGGCAGGUGAUUUGAACAGGACAGAAUCGCAUGUGGACGUCAAGCCAUUUGGUUCCGAGUUCAAUGGCACAGCCCUCCUGCCAGCGAGCCCUGCGUGCCUCCGACUCUUGCCUGAUGGACCCGGCCAGUAUGUGGUUGUGGGCACCCGCCAAACGAAAGGGGCGGACGC
Durusdinium trenchii is the source of this 853-nucleotide messenger RNA. Lineage: Eukaryota; Dinophyceae; Suessiales; Symbiodiniaceae. The record is from the annotation of a GenBank genome assembly.